GUGAUCAAAUGAAAUGAUUUGAAAGCUCCGCGCAAUCAAGGUAUCUCCUUCAGUGACAUUCCAGUGUCUCCAAUCUUUUCAGAGUGUUAUUUUGUAACCUUCGAAUAAUUCUCAGAGAGAAUUGAGAAUACUUUCUUCUUGUCCUCCCAUCCGAUUGUCCCGGCUUGCCCACCUUUUUUCUUUAAGCUGGUCCAGCGCACCCCCCACCCCUGCCAUUUCUUCUUGUAGGUUCCCGUCUCGAGUUCCUUCUCGAAUCAGCCGAGCGCAUAAAUGGAAUGACCGGUCAUCUCUCUGGCCCUACUCAAACAUCGAUCGAGUGAGUUCUGAUGAUUAUGAUUUGUAGGGUGGCAUGGGUAGGUAAUUGUAGGUCUGCGGCAACUGUAACUACAGUAGGGCAUUCAAGUGCAGCAGUUUGUUAGUUACUUUUUCUGUGGCGCAUUAAAAAAUAUAAGGCUUUACGCCUGUGAUCUCCUGACUUCGUUCGCGAAGGGUUCGUAGAACGGUACUAUUUUAAGUAACUAUAUUUCGUAUGCUCUAUAAACUAUUGACUCGUCUGAUCAUCCAUUGACUCGUCUUAGCAAUAGCAUUUUGACAGAAAUCGUCUCGUUUCUCACAUUUGUUUUCACCACUUACUCCGGGAAGGAGCAAUUAUUACCAAAAGAAUUACUCCGGUAAGAAGGUGAAUCUAAAGCAUAUUUACUUUAGGUCAGCUAUUCCAUCAGUGCCUUCUCGACUUAAUGCCAUAAUCGUUCAAGUAUUAAUUAAUAAAAGGCGGCUUACGUAUAGAUUUAGCUUUUCCCCUGCUUCUGAGCUGGUCCGUGGGUAAUCAACUGGUUAUAGCUCUUGGAUAAUCCCUGUCCGUUCGCGCUAGCACUUCACUGUUGUUUACCCCACGAACUCAACUGCUUAGACUGAAUUUAAUAUGACAGUCUUAAUCUUGAUCGGGAUCACAAGUGAUUCUUGCUGUUUGGUUCAGGACUGGCCUGUUUGUUAACCCUUGAAACAACCACAAUCCCAAGACAUUCGCAUGGAUCUGAAAAAUGCUCUUGGCCUGGAAAUGAGUUUGAUCUGUAUGCCGUAACCUAGGUUCCUUGAAUCUUGUGUUUUGAAUGCCAAGAUGCAGCUAUGUGGGCGGUUGGCGGUUGUUAUGAUAUUUCGGACAAUUUGGAAUCAUGAUGAUUUUGCUUUUUAAAAUAGAGGAGGAACCAUUUAGAUUUUCAAAAGGAUUCUUUGUACACUAAUGCCUUUGGAAGAUUUAUAAGAUAUCCAUAUGAUAUCAUAGAGGGUGAGUAAGAAUGGCAAGUAGAGCGAAUACUGCGGCACUGCCAAAACAACAAUCAGAUGCAGUAUCCAAAGGUUAUAGCUUUGCUUCCACUUGGGACCAGAAUGCUCCACUUACAGAGCAACAACAAGCAGCAGUUGCAGCUCUUUCUCAUGCAGCUGCAGAUCGACCUCUUCCAAAGAAUUUGGCACAGGAACCCAUUGUUAUGAAGGAUUCAAGUUUGGCCGUAUUGUCUGUGGAUAAACCAUCACAAGCUUCUUGGCCUACAGAAGUAGUCUUGCUCAAUAGUCAUCAGUUCUACAAAUGGUUUACAGACUUGGAGUCUGCCAUGAAAUCAGAGACAGAGGAGAAAUAUCGUCAUUAUGUGAACACAUUGACACAACACUUACUAACAUGUGACCAAAUACUUCAUCAGGUGGACAGCACACUCACUCAAUUUGAUGAUUUGCAAGCCCAGCAUCAAGCAGUUGCUACAAAGACAAAAACCUUGCACGAUGCUUGUGAAAGACUUGUAUUGGAGAAAGAAAAACUCGUUGAAUUUGCUGAGGCACUACGUAGUAAACUUAACUAUUUUGAUGAGUUGGAGACGAUUGCCACACAGUUUUAUUCGCCAAAUAUGAGUGUUGGAAGUGGUCACUUUCUUCCUCUGCUGAAGCGGCUUGAUGAAUGUAUUUCAUAUGUUGCAAACAAUCCACAAUAUGCAGAGUCUGGCAUUUACCUUGUGAAGUUCCGACAACUUCAGUCUCGAGCAUUAGGAAUGGUGCGCUCACAUGUACUAUCAGUGCUAAAGAAUGCUGCUUCUCAAGUACAAGUAGCUAUUAGAGAGAAUGUUAGCAGAAAGAAUGCCAUUUCUGAAGGUGCAGAGACAUCUGUUCUUUAUGUACGCUUCAAAGCAGCAGCCAAUGAGAUGAAGCCUGUCAUGGAAGAGAUUGAGACCAGAUCUUCAAGGAAAGAAUAUGCACAAAUUCUUGCAGACUGUCACACUCUCUACUGUGAACAACGACUUUCAUUGGUAAAGGGCAUUGUACAUCAGCGGAUCACUGAAUAUGCAAAAAAGGAGCCACUAUCCUCAUUAACUAGAUCAGGUUGUGCGUAUCUUAUGCAGGUUUGCCAACUUGAGCAUCAACUUUUCGAUCAUUUUUUCCCUUCAUCUUCUGCAGAGACAUCAAGUCUGGCUCCCUUGAUGGAUCCGUUGUGCACAUUGUUGUAUGAUACAUUACGCCCAAAGUUAAUUCAUGAAGCAGACCUGGAUUUGCUUUGUGAGCUUGUUGACAUUCUUAAAUCAGAAGUUCUAGAAGAGCAACUAGUAAGGCGAGGAGAAUCUGUAGCUGGUUUGAGGCCCACAGUGUUGCGAAUUUUGGCAGAUGUGCAUGAGAGAUUGACAUUUCGUGCCCAAACUCAUGUGCGCGAUGAGAUUGCAAAUUAUCUUCCUUCAGCAGAGGACCUUGAUUACCCUGCAAAGCUUGAGCGUGCUGUUGAAUCGACACCUGAGAAUGAGGUAGCCGAUAACUUAGAUGCUUUUGAAACUUUGUAUGCUCCACUGGAGAAGACUUUAUCAUGUCUUUCUAAACUUUAUCGAUGUCUGGAUCCCACAAUAUUCACAGGACUGGCUCAGGAUUUUGUGGGAGUAUGUUCAAUGUCAAUUCAGCGUGCAAGUAAGGUGAUAGAAAGGAAGGCCUCACAAAUGGAUGGGCAACUUUUCCUUAUAAAACAUUUAUUGAUAUUAAGAGAACAGAUUGCACCAUUUGACAUUGAAUUUGCCGUAACGCACAAGGAGCUUGACUUCUCUCAUUUGCUGGAGCACCUCCGACGUAUUCUUCGAGGGCAGGCUUCAUUAUUCGACUGGAGUAAAUCAACAUCUUUGGCCCGGACAUUCUCACCUCGUGUGCUGGAAAGUCAAGUUGAUGCAAAGAAGGAGGUGGAGAAAAAACUGAAAACAACAUGUGAGGAAUUCAUCAUGUCAGUUACAAAGCUUGCUGUUGAACCCAUGCUUUCUUUUGUUACCAAGGUCACUGCCUUGAAGCUUGCAUUCUCAUCUGCAGGCCGGGAACCGUCUUCAGAAUCUGAUAAUUUUAAGCCCUUAAGAAAUCAGGCAUUUGCAACACCAGAGAAACUGGCAGAGUUAGUGGAAAAGGUUGACAGAGCAAUUGCAGAGGAUUUGCCAGGGGCAGUUUCGAAAAUGAAACUUUACUUGCAAAAUCCUUCUACUCGCUCUAUUUUGUUCAAGCCAAUCAAGACAAAUAUUGUUGAGGCACAUAUACAGGUCUUGUCACUCAUAAAAUCUGAAUAUUCUGCAGAAGAUAUUGUUAAGACUGGCAUGCGAUCAAUAUCUGAUCUACAGGCUUACCUUGAUACGCUUGCAUAACACAAUUUUGAAUAAUGCCCUUGAAGAUUCUUAAAUUCGAUUGAGCUCAAUCUUGGUAGGAACUGAUACAGAAUUUAGUCAAGCAAGAAGUAUCUUGGGAUGGACUAUUUAAGAGGGCUCCUAAAUCAUAAAUUGAAAGAUAUUAUCCAUGUUGUGGAACUCAAUGAGAUAUUUAGCUGUUUAAUCAAAUGAUAUUUCAUUGCUUCACUAAUAAUGUUCUCUUAGCUCUAAGUGUAGAUCAACCAAUGAUGGAAUCUGAUUGAACAGUAUUUUUGCUGUUGUAAUUGCUUCUUUGACUUGAAGUUUUGAUUUUGUAUUUA
Molecule: messenger RNA, 3967 nt
Organism: Cryptomeria japonica (Japanese cedar)
Lineage: Eukaryota; Viridiplantae; Streptophyta; Pinopsida; Cupressales; Cupressaceae
Product: conserved oligomeric Golgi complex subunit 3
Exons: 27
Coding region: 1296-3647 (783 amino acids)
Biological process (GO): Golgi organization; intracellular protein transport; intra-Golgi vesicle-mediated transport
Cellular component (GO): cis-Golgi network; COG complex; membrane
Source: RefSeq, a predicted model, not a curated record